Molecule: messenger RNA, 294 nt
Organism: Guyanagaster necrorhizus
Lineage: Eukaryota; Fungi; Basidiomycota; Agaricomycetes; Agaricales; Physalacriaceae
Exons: 5
Coding region: 1-294 (97 amino acids)
Cellular component (GO): membrane
Source: RefSeq, a predicted model, not a curated record
AUGCCCGUAAAGUCCUCAGAUAUCCUUCUUAUUAUUGUUGCUAUUCUGUUUCCGCCUGCAGCUGCUUUCUUCGUCUCAGGCUGUGGUGCCGACCUUCUCAUCAACUUCCUCUUGACUCUCGUCGGCGCAUUCCCUGGUCAUAUUCACGCUUUCUGGCUUAUUUACAAGAAGAUCAAGGCUGAGGAGAUGUAUGGUCCAGGAGGGUACGAAUAUGUGGGAUACGGAUACUAUGAGCCGGUUCUCAACUCUGCGCCAUAUCAAGCGCCUCCUUUCUAUGGUGCAACGACUGUAUAA